AUAAGAGAAGUUUCCAUUAAGUCGCUAGAAAAUUCUAUAGCUACCACACCCAUUAUCCUUCGUCACUCCAACCCCAUAAAUUGUUUUUCUAAAAAUGGACUUAAAUGAAGUCAACGCAAUUCAAAGGAAGGCUAUUUGAGUAAUUCCAACCAAUUGCUAAAAAGGAAAAUAGAAAUAGAAAUAAAAAAUAAUAUGCCACGCGUCGACGUGUAAACGUUAACGUGUCUUCCCGGACAAGUCCCGAUAACGGCGUUACGUGCUCCGUCUUCUUCCACGAAUUUACUCGCACCCGCGGCGGCUCCUCUCCUCUACUCUAUAUAUUCUUCUUCAUCGCCGACUUUAUCAAAAAAUUACUUGAUCAAUGUUCUAAAAUUUCCUGAACAAAGAAAAAAAAAAAAAGAUAAAUUCCAAUUCCAAGUUGCCCAUCUUGUGGUUGGUUAUAACGAGUUCGAUCUCUCUGUUGAAGAAUCUGAUUCUUUGGUAAAUGUAAAAAUGGUGGCUGAAGCUGAGGUUGUUGUUUGUUCGAAGAGCCUCCCGGUUUUGGAGGUCCCGUAUUUUGGUAAAGAGACUUGUCUUGUUGAUGAAAUUGAGUCCAUCGAUGGUGGGAUUUCGAUUGAUCCGACUCUUGAUCGUGUUCGUGCUUUCGAGUCGGUUUGUUCCAGUUCUCAAUCGGAUAAACCCAUGAAGAAAAUUCCAGACUCCGAGGUCGAUACGGCCAACGGAAGGGAAUUUCCGAGCCUCCGGUCGGGGAGUUUUGCUGAUAUUGGACCUAGGAGAUACAUGGAAGAUGAACAUAUAAGGAUAGAUGAUUUAUCUUCACACUUAGGAUCGUUCUUCAAGUUUCCCAAGCCAAGUGCUUUCUAUGGGGUAUUCGAUGGACAUGGAGGUCCUGAAGCUGCAGCUUAUAUCAGAAAGAAUGUUCUUAGACUCUUUUUCGAGGAUGUUAGUUUCCCUCAAAUUCCAGAUAUGGAUGAGAUCUUGCCGGAGGAGAUUGAAACUUGCCUCCGAAAAGCAUUUCUUCUUGCUGAUCGAGCUCUUGCUGAUGAUUCCAGUGUCAGUAGCUCGUCCGGGACGACGGCCCUGACAGCUCUUGUUCUUGGAAGGCUUUUAAUGGUGGCAAAUGCUGGAGACUGCCGAGCAGUUCUCAGCCGGAAUGGAGAGGCAGUAGAUAUGUCCCAAGACCACCGGCCGAUUUAUUCUCUGGAGAAGCAACGAGUAGAAGAGUUGGGUGGCUAUGUUGAUGGUGGCUAUCUCAAUGGCGUUUUAUCGGUUUCUAGGGCCUUGGGGGAUUGGGACAUGAAGCUCCCAGAUGGUACACCUUCUCCUCUCAUUGCAGAACCAGAAUGCAGACAGAUGGUUCUUACAGAAGAGGAUGAGUUCUUGAUCAUAGCCUGUGACGGGAUAUGGGACGUGAUGUCAAGCCAGCAAGCAGUCAAUGUAGUUCGACAGGGACUUCAACGCCACGACGACCCUGAGCGCUGUGCAAGAGACCUUGUCCUGCAGGCAUUGCGAUUAGACUCGUUCGAUAACCUAACUGUUGUUGUUGUUUGCUUCUCCAGUUUCCAUCCCGGCAAUUCUCCACUACCACAGCAGCGGAAGUUACGAUACUGCAGCCUCUCAGCACAGGCUCUUUGUAGCUUGCAAAAAUGGUUGGAUAACAGUGGAUGUCAAUGAGUGUAAUUGCUUUCCUGUAAAACCUCUCAUUUGUAACAACAGAUUGAAGAGUUCAGUAACUGCAAUCUCAUUUAUUGUGAUGUAAAUAAUUUUCUGUGAUACCAUCAACUGUUCUUCAGGUUGCAGAUUAUGUAUGAACACAUAUCAAUAAAUCAGCUGGACUCGGCAUAUUUUUGUAAAGUAAAUGAGAUUCUUCAGUAAAACAGAUUAUUGUGUUCAA
Cucumis melo (muskmelon) is the source of this 1894-nucleotide messenger RNA. RefSeq names its product probable protein phosphatase 2C 49. The transcript is spliced from 4 exons. Gene Ontology annotation, biological process: protein dephosphorylation. Lineage: Eukaryota; Viridiplantae; Streptophyta; Magnoliopsida; Cucurbitales; Cucurbitaceae. The record is from RefSeq and is a predicted model, not a curated record. Bases 493 to 1674 code for a protein of 393 amino acids. Gene Ontology annotation, molecular function: protein serine/threonine phosphatase activity; cation binding.